Messenger RNA from Oryctolagus cuniculus (rabbit), 419 nucleotides. The record is from RefSeq and is a predicted model, not a curated record. NCBI's taxonomy places the organism in Eukaryota, Metazoa, Chordata, Mammalia, Lagomorpha, Leporidae.
GCGGCGUCGCCGGGCUCGCCAAUCCGCAGGCUCGCAGCAAGCACGGUCCCGCCUCGCUGCGGAGAGCGCCGCGCUCCGAUUGGCCGCCGCGGCUGUCUUCCGCCGGGGGCGGGCCCUGAGCCGUGGCGGGAAAGCGGCGAGGGCGGCCGUGUCUGCUGCCGGACGCUGAGGGCGGGAGGAGCCCGGGGGACCUGGGCCGGCCGCUCGCGAGGCCAUGGACGCGGCCGAGGUGGAGUUUCUGGCCGAGAAGGAGCUGGUGACCAUCAUCCCGAACUUCAGCCUGGACAAGAUCUACCUCAUCGGGGGGGACCUGGGGCCGUUCCACCCCGGCCUGCCCGUGGACGUGCCGCUGUGGCUGGCGCUGAACCUGAAGCAGAGACAGAAGUGCCGCCUGCUGGCCCCCGCCUGGAUGGACGCGG